Molecule: messenger RNA, 1803 nt
Organism: Dendrobium catenatum
Lineage: Eukaryota; Viridiplantae; Streptophyta; Magnoliopsida; Asparagales; Orchidaceae
Product: premnaspirodiene oxygenase-like
Exons: 6
Coding region: 1-1803 (600 amino acids)
Molecular function (GO): iron ion binding; oxidoreductase activity, acting on paired donors, with incorporation or reduction of molecular oxygen; heme binding
Source: RefSeq, a predicted model, not a curated record
AUGGAUCUUUUCGGUUACAUUUUGUUAACUCUUAUUGACAUGUCUGAUAAUGGUUUAAAUCAUUUAGACAAUAUGGAUGAGGUGUUCCUUGGUUUCAAUUUUAUUGUGUUUAUCCAUGCUUUUAGCCGAAUUUAUGUAUAUCAUGCUUUGGUUACUGAUGAGCAGCAUUCUUAUUGUCUUUCUUGGGAGUUCUCUAUUUCGUUCCCUUAUAGUGAGGAUGAGGUGUUCCUUGGAUUCAAUAUUACUGUGUUUAUCCAUGCUUUUAGGCGAAUUUAUGUCUAUCGUGCUUUGGUUACUGAUGAGCAGAAUCUCGAAUGGAAGGCUUAUCCUUGCAGUCCUCUUUUGCAGGUUUCUGGAGCUUUGCGCUUGUUUUGUGCAGGAUAUUUUCGUGAUUGGAAGGGCUGUGCUGAAGGGCCAUGGAAGCUUCCAUUCUUCGGAAGCAUUCACCAUCUUAUAACUGGAGAGCAAACCCAUCACAGAUUUUAUAGGCUUGCCCAGAAAUAUGGCCCUCUAUUUAACAUCAAGCUUGGCAAUGUAAACUUUGUGGUUGCAUCUAGCUCCAGCACUGCUCGCGAGGUGCUAAAUACUCAUGAUCUUGUUUUAGCCUCGCGACCAACACUUUUAGCUGUUGAGAUGAUUGGUUACAAGUCGAGUGGCAUUGGCUUCUCUCCAUAUGGUCCUUAUUGGAGACAACUACGUAAGAUAUGCACUGUAGAGCUCCUCAGUGCAAAGAAAGUUAAAUCUUUGGGCUUCAUCAGAUAUGAAGAAGCUCACAAUCUUCUUCAUAAUAUUCGAACAAAUGCUGGAUCUCCGUUGAACCUAACAGAGAUGUUUCAAGUGGUCAGUAACACGCAAAUAACUAGAACGGUGAUUGGGAAGGAGUGUACAAGUCGCCAAAGGUUUAUAUUAGCAAUGAAGGAAACUAUCAAACUUCUUCCAAUGUUAAGGGUAGCUGAUUUGUUUCCAUCUUUUAGCUUUCUUAUUAGUCUUCUCGAUGGGUCAAGUUUCCAAAUGAAAAGGCUUUAUCGUGAAAUGGAUCAAAUUUUGGAAGAGAUAAUUUCAGAGCACAAAGAAAAUGCAGCAGUUGCUGAUGAAAUGGAGGAGGAUUUCGUUGAUGUUUUGUUGAGAAUUCAGGAGAAAGGACAGUUACAAGUUCCUAUAACAAUGGAUAAUGUUAAAGCUGUGAUCUUAGACAUGCUUGUUGCUGCAACAGAGACAACAUCAAACACAAUGUGUUGGAUCAUGUCGGAACUCAUUCGUCAUCCAGAGGUCAUGUCUAUGGCUCAAAAAGAGAUAAGAGAAGUCCUUGGAUCAAAAAUAAAAAUUGAAGAUGAUGAUAUCAAUAAUCUACAUUACCUUCAUAAUGUCGUAAAAGAAACUUUAAGAUUACACCCCCCUUUACCUUUGCUUCUUCCUAGAACUUCCAGUGAGGCCAUUGAGCUAUUAGGAUUUGUCAUACCAACAAAAGCCCGUGUGGUGGUUAAUGCAUGGGCAAUUGCUAGAGAUCCAAAAAUUUGGAAGAAUCCUAAUAGCUUUUGUCCUGAUAGAUUCAAUGGGAGUACACAUGAUAUUAAAGGAACCAAUUAUGAGUACAUACCUUUCGGGUCAGGACGAAGGAUUUGCCCAGGAAUGACAUUUGCAAUGGCCGGUAUGGAGCUCUUCCUUUCAUUAUUGCUCUUACACUUUGACUGGGAAAUACCAGGUGGGACGGAUCCUAUGGAGCUUGACAUGGAAGAGGUGUUUGAUGGUACGGCUAGGAGAAAGAAAGAUUUAUAUUUAAUUGCCAUUCCUCAUUCCUUCUAA